Trematosphaeria pertusa is the source of this 1390-nucleotide messenger RNA. RefSeq lists its product as uncharacterized. Bases 1 to 1311 code for a protein of 436 amino acids. The record is from RefSeq and is a predicted model, not a curated record. The transcript has a single exon. Lineage: Eukaryota; Fungi; Ascomycota; Dothideomycetes; Pleosporales; Trematosphaeriaceae.
AUGCCUACAUUUGAGACACUCAAGGAUUUCUGGGAGAAGAUUUCUGCUAACUGGACGCCUUUCUCAUUGGGUACUCAGCCAUACCUCGUUCCUUUACAUGAGGAUAGGGUACCGCAUAGUCAUCACCGCAUUUCAGAAGGCGAACCCCUUCUGCCAGAUCGUCAUCGUGCGCCACUUCAGGAAAUCCCAGAGGACAGCUUCCUUGAAGUGGAGGGAAGUGAAGACAGUGGAAGAGACUCGCUGAGCAACGUGGCUGGCUUAUCAGUUAAUGCAGCAAACGCUCUCGCAGUCAACUCCGCGAACGAAACAACGUAUUUGCCCUCUCGCACCACGAUUAGCGCAGACUCUAUCAUCGCUCAACAUCAUCACCCUGCCCCGCGAAACCUGAUGGGCAACUCGUCAACGAAAUACGGCUCGAGUGCGAAAUACGCCGCACGUUCGACACCAGCACCGCUCCUCUUUCAGCACGCCAGCAAGCUGACGAACAAACGCCCGCUCAAAGUGGACUUACAUGGCCACGUCGGUGGAAAGCCUGCAGGUAAAGCGUCUGCAGACACUGGAUUGAGUGCUGCGACUGCCUACGGCAUCAUAUGGAAGCAACCUAGACCACAUCUCGCGCAAGCCAUGAAGCGGCGCUACGCGCAUACGGAAGGAUAUCGCACCUCCCAAGCUCAACAUCGCCAUAGUCCCCUCCAAUCGAACCGUCCCGCUCCGCCCAGCAGAACCAUAACCGCAAUCCGCCAUACAAACACCGACACCGCAUCCGCCGCAUCACUUCAGUCAUCGCCAACGCCCAGUCUCUGCGAAACCGACACCUCAACCCCGACCCCGACCACACGCGCCGCCCGCGCAGCCCUGGCCCGCAUAAUGACGCGCCAGCUCUCCCACGAACGCGCGCUAGGCAUAUCCUACACCGCACCACCACCACUGGGCAUAAGUCCCGCGCCCGAGCCCAACGACGCCUUCGCCACCCUCUCCGAGCUUGAAGCAGCGCGCGCCCACGACUUUAGCGAGCAUCAUCGCCUAAUACUGCAUCACGCUCCACCUAUGCCUGAGCCGGACUCAGCACCGCCUUCCUCGUCUUCGUAUGCUUCGGAUAGUAGUAAUAGCGAGGACGGGCCCGUAGUGUUUCGUGGGAGGCCGAGGCAUCGGCAGCGGCGGUGGGACCUUGGACCGGGGUAUAGGGAUAGGAGGUGGUGGGAGUUUGACUUUGACGAGUGGAAUGCGUGGAUUGGGGUUUGGUUGGUGGGUGUGUUUGUGGGGAUUGUGCUUGUUGCUGCGGGGGUUGCGGUGUGGAUCUUGAUGAAUUAGUAGGAAGUAGAGCAGGCGGGUAGGUUGUCUGGAUAAAGGGAGGGUGUUCGAGAGAAUCGAAGGUGUGGAGGUGUAAGAC